Dreissena polymorpha is the source of this 3048-nucleotide messenger RNA. Its product is annotated as synaptojanin-2-binding protein-like. The record is from RefSeq and is a predicted model, not a curated record. Bases 262 to 717 code for a protein of 151 amino acids. The transcript is spliced from 4 exons. Gene Ontology annotation, molecular function: protein binding. Lineage: Eukaryota; Metazoa; Mollusca; Bivalvia; Myida; Dreissenidae.
AAACUGGAAUAUAAAAUUAAAAAAUAUUUUGCAUCAUCCUCAAUCAAAAUCUUAUCUUUAAAAAUCUUUCGAAACAACUUUUGUGGCAAAAAAAUCGGUCGGGGAGAACUGCUUGGGAGCGAAACGAUCAUCGUGGUACGAAUAGUUCAGGGCGCAAAACAACAACACAGAACGUUUCUCGCCCAGGGUCAAGACGCGAACAAAUUUAUGUUUAGAUUACUAUUUCAGACUUGAUUUACUGGAUAACUGUGUGAAAUCAUCAUGUCUGAUGAACCACCUCUGCAGAAGUCAAUAAUAAUCUUAGAGCGAGGGACAAUAGGUCUGGGCUUCAAUAUAAGAGGUGGAGUAGAUAAUCCCCAUAUUACGGGUGACAGUGGUAUUUUUGUAACCAAAAUACGGGAGACUGGGGCAGCCUAUAGAGAUGGCCGAUUGAAGGAAGGCGAUAAAAUAUUGACGAUAAAUGGAACAAGUCUUGUAAAUGUAUCACACUCAGAAGCAGUCCAGUGCUUUACAAAUUCCAAGGCGUCGGUCACUUUAGAAGUUCUUCAUGGGGCACAAGAUUACAUAUUGAAACAUAAAGAACAAAAAAGAGAAGAAAAAGGAGACAAAAGCAAAAACAGUAAAUCUUCAGCAGGAACCUAUGUUGUGAUUGCAGCAGUUGUGGGAGUUGUGGUCGUUGGCUUUAUUGCAUAUCGCAAAUGUUAUUUGCGAAAAUAAAACUUUGUUGUUUUAGUUUUACAAUCUACUCAAAUUUACUUAUACACAUCUAAAUAGCUGCUCAGAAAGAAGGUGAAAUUUAUUCAUGAUAUAUUUACAGCAUAUAUUUUUACGUUAAACGGACCUGUAUUGAACUAUGUUAAAACUGUUUACAAUUCAGUUUUGUUGUCCCCUACCGGUUUCACCAGAGGGGACUUAUGGUUUGCGCUCUGUGUGUUCGUCAGUCUGUGAGUCUGUCACACUUUUCUGGAUCCUCCGAUAAAUUUAAAAGUUCUUAAUAUUUUUUCAUGAAUCUUGAAACAUGGAUAGAUGGCAAUAAGGACAUUAUGCACGUCAUUUCAUUUUGUUCCUACGUCAAAAAUUCUGGUUGCUAUGGCAACCAAUAUUAAAAUAUAUAUAUAUAUAUAUUUCUGACAACGGUGGAGCCGGUAGGGGACAUAUAUUGCUUGGCAAUAGUCUUGUUUUUUGUGUUUGUUGCUUUGAAUGCAAAGAUGCAAUAACUAAUUAACUUAAUGUAUUAAAGUUGUUCACUAGAAACAGCUUCUUGCGAUUUUGCACCUAUUUGUUCUACAAAACCACCAAAUUCCUAAUUUUGUAAAAUAUGUAAAACAUUAAGCGUAUAUCACUGAUUCAUAUUUUUAUAAGCUUUCCAGUUUUCAUUUUUAUUAGAGAUACUGACCAAGCAUAACUUUGUUUGUGCUUCAAAAAAUAAGACAUCUGAAUCAUCAUAAAAAAAAAUAAACAAAGGGUUUUGCUUAGAUACGUAAACUGAAACACCAAACAUUUGUGCAAAAAUGAACAAAGGUUUACAUUAGUGUCUACAGACAUUAAACCAUUGAUGCCUAGUCGAUUCUCCCAUCCUUCUAAAUUGGAUCAAUUUAUUUCCAAAAUAAGGGAUAUCUAGUAUAUUUAUUUCUUCUUACAGCAAAUAUUCCAUUAAGCAAAUAGCGCAGACCCUGAUGAGACGCCACAGCAUGCGGCGUCUCAUCUGGAUCUAUGCUGUUUGCCAAGGCCUUUUUUUCUAGAUGCUAGGCAUAAAUGGGUUACAGUGGGCUGGGUAAACUACACCAGAAUAGCAUAAUCACGACCAGUGUAGCUGGAAGCAGUAGCUCACUCGGCUGAUAAUACUCCUGGAAUGUAACACUCCUAUAGCAGGAGAUUUGCAUAUGUCACAUGAUAAGAACCAAUGGUUUCUUUAUGUUCAAAUUGUGCCUUCUAAUUGCUUUGAUAUUUAAAAUUAACAUGAAUCUAGCGAUUUAAUUCUGGUUUGAACAUUUAAAAUAAAAACACUAGAAUAUAUAGCAUGCAAAGGCCAUUUAAUGAUGCAUGUUUAAAUGUCAUGUGUACUACCGUUAUUUAAUUUCAAUAAAAUGAUGAUACAAAUUGAUGCAAAAAUAGCUACCAUGGAAAGUUAAACUCCAAUUCCUUUUAUUACAAAUCCUGGGGUUUGAGGUGAAAAAUAUCCUAUUUAAGUAUGCAUAAGGUGCCACACUUCAAAAGCAACAUCAUUAGUGAUUAUUAUUUGUGCAUGUGUGUGCAUACCAGCGUGUGUGUGUGUUCCUUAGACCUGCAAUACCCAUUAAAGUGCUUUUAAUACUAAUUAUACCCCCACUAAAUGAAGUUUAGGGGGGUAUAAAGGAGUGAGCUUGUCUGUCGGUCGGUCCGUGUCCGCUCUCUAAUUCAAGUAGUUUUCAUCCGAUCUUCACCAAACUUGGUCAGAAGUUAUAUCUAGAUGAUGUCUAGGUCAAGUUCGAAUAUGGGUCAUGUAGGGUCAAAAACUAGGUCACUGGGUCACUUAGUACGUUUUACACAUUCAGCAUGGUGUCUGCUCUCUAAUUCAAGUAGUUUUCAUAUGAUCUUCACCACACUUGGUUAUAAGUUGUAUCUAGAUGAUGUGUAGGUCAAGUUCGAACAUGGGCCAUGCAGGGUUAAAAACCAGGUCACGGGGUCACUUAGUGCGUUUUAAACAUUGAGCAUGGUGUCGGCUGUUUUUUGUGAAGACAACAUGCAAAAUAUUCUGUGUCAGUGCAGCGGGGGUAUGACAAAGCUCUAGUUUUGAGUGGUGAUCAAAUGAUUGCCCUAAUAUGAUGUUCUCUGAAAACUCAAGUUCACAGUUACUGAUGUUGUUGUGUGGCAUUUGUUUUUUGACUGUCAAUGUUUAAUUUUAAAACAAUUGUCUUCUCUUCAUAAAGUCAAGAAUGUCAAUAGUGUGUAAAAACAGCUUUUCCUUGCCUUUCAUUCCUUUUACGUGUGGAGAAUACCUUUUUGUACAUGAAUUAUACCAGAACAAAAUUACAAAAUAAAAACAUGAAUAAAAUUGUGUUUUAUUGA